AAUCUUAUUCACGUCCGGGUCAGAUUGUUUCCAGCAUUUUCCCAGACAGCUGAUCCGGUCUAUAUAUUUGAACUGUGAAGACUAAAGAAAUAACGACAUAUUUGAUAAUUAAUAUGGAUUUCUUAAAAGCUGAAAUCGUGAGGAAGAGAAAACUAAUUGAAGACAAAGAUCUUAUUGAUGAUUCAAAGAAAUACUUCAAACGAGCCGAUCUUGCCCGAAAAGAAGAAGAAGAGUAUUUCGAAAGAUGUGGCCACAAGGUUCAGAAAGAGGCACCUGAGAGACAGAUGGAGAAGAAAGAGGAGAAGGCAGAUCCCUCCACCUCGUCCAAUAGCACUUUAGAGUUGGAGCUGACUGAGGAGAAGCUGCCAAUGUCGCUCUCCCGGCAGGAGGUGAUCCGGCGGCUGAGGGAGCGAGGGGAACCAGUGCGUCUGUUUGCAGAGUCAGACUAUGAGGCCUUCCAGAGGCUCAGGAAGAUUGAGAUUCUCGCUCCGGAAGUCAACAAGGGUUUGAGGAACGACCUGAAGGCAGCCAUGGAUAAGAUUGAUGCGCAGUACCUGAAUGAGAUCGUAGGGGGCACUGGGGAGCCGGGUGAGGUGGACACACAAUUCGAUCUAAGAGUACAUGAGGCAGACACAACCAUUGAGGAGCUGGAGGCUCUGGGUAAAUCUCUGGGAACGGGAGAUGACAAUGGGGACCAGGAUGUCAUCGACAAAGUCCUUAGGUUCCUGCUGGGAGUCUGGGCGAAGGACCUGAACGGUCGAGAGGACCACGUGAAGCGCAGCGUGCAGGGCAAGCUGGCCAGCGCCACCCAGAAACAGACUGAGUCCUACCUCAAACCACUAUUCCGGAAACUACGCAAGAAGAGUUUGCCAGCAGACAUCAAAGAAUCAAUCACAGACAUCAUUAAAUUCAUGCUGCAGAGAGAAUAUGUAAAGGCGAACGAUGCAUACCUGCAGAUGGCCAUUGGUAAUGCCCCCUGGCCCAUCGGGGUGACCAUGGUGGGCAUCCACGCCCGUACGGGGCGAGAGAAGAUCUUCUCCAAACACGUGGCCCACGUCCUCAACGACGAGACCCAGAGAAAAUACAUCCAGGGACUGAAAAGGUUGAUGACUAUCUGCCAAAAACACUUCUCCACAGACCCCUCAAAGUGUGUGGAGUACAAUGCACUGUAGUACACUGACCGUCUACACCUGUGGUCACCAAGCCUUGUCUUAAAGUCAUGGGGUGCGCAGGCUUUUGUUCCAACCUAGUGCUACAGCACCUAAUUCAAUUGACUAUGGUCUUGAUGAUCAUAAAAUAUGUUGAAUCAGGUGGGCUAGUGUUAGGUUGGAAGGAAAGCAUGCCUGUAUACUUUGUAGUCUUACAGUAUCAGGAUUGGUAUCCACUGUUUGGUUACACAUCUGUGGAAGUCACAACAGCUGAGGAAGUCUCUGUACUUCUGUCUACAUACCUGUCAAUGGAGAUCCAGCUGUUCAUGUAUAUUUGGAGGCUCACUUUUUGCCACUGUUUACUGUUUUGGGUAGCUUUUUUUUUAGGGUGUACAGGUUAAUAUUUUCCUUGUUACUCAAAUGAACGAACAUGCCGUGUAAAUAUCCCUUCUAAGAUGAGUCUUUCUCCAGUGUGCUAGUUCUAUAUCUUUGUAAGAAUGGCCAUGAUGUGUAAGUUUUAUUAUGCAAAGCUUUGAAAAAAGAAGCUUUAAAUUCAAGAAUGAGAAAACAGCAGUUGAAACCUGUCAAAGUAUACAUCUUUACCUGUGUGAAUGGUAAACUAUGUUCUUAUUAAUGCAAUACAUCUAAAUUCAGGGGGUGUUUGGUGUCAGUCACUUUUCAUUCCUUUAUUAAGAAGUAAUAUUAUUUAGAGAAUACAUUUUGAUGGAACUUUUAGAUAACUGCAAAUGUUCCCUAGCUCUAUAAUUUCGCAAUGCACAAGAUCAUUAAAUGAGAAGCGCCAUUUUAAACGAAGGGCAAAUUUCGCUAUACAGCUGUGAAAUGAUUAAUCUAUAAACUCCAGAGGCCAACAGCAGAGCCAAUGUUUAUUAUACACUUGUCUGUCUACAGACCAAUGCAUUGCUGCAGAUCUUUACAUGCUGACCAGACACUGCGUGAAUGUUGCAAAAUAAAUUUACACAUAUUAACAAAAAUUGCUCAUGCACGUCUGCGUGGCCAGGCGCUAAAAUGUAAUUUGGUUCCAUUUGUGAAGCUCAAUGCACUGCAAAUCCUGCCUCUCCCAUCUCAUUUGUUUUUAGGAGCAUAUACCCAUGUGAUUGAAAYAUUAAUUGAGGUUCACACUCCAGUCAGUUGUGGUAAUGCACCUGUAAAGUUGGUUGCCAACUGCUAUAUAAUGUCCAAAGAAGAAAAAACCUGAAGGAGGAGAGAUUACGAGAAACAAAUUUGGUUGACCGUUAAUCUGUGGAUUAAUUGUAGGAGUAAAGGACCCUGGGCAUUUCAGGUAAAAUAACAACCCAAAUGUAUAUCCCAGGGUAAAUUAGCUAACAGCAGCUAGCUAAAUUGCCAUACAUGUUUAAUGUUUUUUGACCUGUCCCCAAAUUAAUAUAGUUGGUUCAGAGUUCGUUUUGAUAUUUCAACCUGCAUGUCCUGAUCGCAUCUGGUGUGGGUGGACAAAAUCAACAUGUUAGACCUUUGCGCCACUCGCCAGCAAAUGUUUAAAAAUAUGUUUAAAAAAGACAUUCUGACCUUCAAACUUCAAUAGCUCGCAAACGAUUUGAGCUACAUACCUCAGGUUAGAGAUUUCAUGAAAAAAAA
Salvelinus sp. IW2-2015 is the source of this 2762-nucleotide messenger RNA. It is a transcript of the gene prpf18, whose product is annotated as PRP18 pre-mRNA processing factor 18 homolog (yeast). Gene Ontology annotation, biological process: generation of catalytic spliceosome for second transesterification step; RNA splicing. Gene Ontology annotation, cellular component: U4/U6 x U5 tri-snRNP complex; U5 snRNP; U2-type post-spliceosomal complex. NCBI's taxonomy places the organism in Eukaryota, Metazoa, Chordata, Actinopteri, Salmoniformes, Salmonidae. The record is from RefSeq and is a predicted model, not a curated record.